GGGACCCCACCCUGCAGGCAGCCCAGCAGCCCCGCCCCCUAACACCCGCUCCCUCGCCGCGCGCCUUGGCCUUCCGCGCGGCGCGCGUCACUUCCGGGUGCGGGCGCGAGCGAGGAGAAGAUGGCGGCGCUGGGGGAGCCUGUGCGGCUGGAGAGAGACAUCUGCAGAGCUAUUGAGUUGCUGGAAAAAUUACAGAGGAGUGGAGAAAUACCACCACAAAAACUACAGGCUUUGCAAAGGGUCCUUCAAAGUGAGUUCUGUAAUGCUGUGAGAGAGGUAUAUGAGCACGUAUAUGAAACUGUGGACAUCAGCAGUAGCCCAGAAGUGAGAGCUAAUGCUACAGCAAAGGCCACAGUUGCUGCAUUUGCUGCCAGUGAAGGUCAUUCACAUCCCAGAGUUGUUGAACUGCCAAAAACAGAAGAAGGUCUUGGAUUCAACAUUAUGGGAGGCAAAGAGCAAAACUCUCCAAUCUAUAUCUCUCGAAUUAUCCCAGGCGGUAUAGCUGAUAGACAUGGGGGACUGAAACGUGGAGACCAGCUUCUUUCUGUAAACGGAGUGAGCGUUGAAGGAGAACACCAUGAAAAGGCAGUAGAACUGCUGAAAGCAGCUCAAGGAAAGGUUAAGUUAGUUGUACGUUACACACCAAAGGUCCUGGAAGAGAUGGAGUCACGAUUUGAAAAAAUGAGAUCGGCAAAACGCAGGCAACAGAACUAAUACUGUACACUGUAAUUUAUGGAGAAAAUUAUAUUCAGUUUUACAAUUAACAGUUUGAUUUGUGACCUAACAACAUGAACUGCCCUAAACUAUAAAAGAUGCUAUCCUUUGGAGGAAAAAAAAAACCUGUUGGCAAUUUUAUAAAUGCCUUCCCUAUUAACAUCGCUUAGUUCUAAAACACCCAAAUACUUCUUGAAAAAAUAGUUUACACGAGCAUUUCUAUCCAGUUGUUCUUACAGAUCUUUUGCAAAUAAAAUAUUUAACUGUCAAGACAAAUGUAUAGACUUUUUUAAAAUGCAUUUUUAAUAAGAUGUACUUUACAUUUGUAACAUUCUUUUUUCUAAAGAUUUUCAUUUGGCAUUCUUUUAAAAUUGAUGAAAGUCGUCUUCAAAACAUUUUUGUGCUUAAUGAUUAAAAAAAUCAAAGACUUUUACCUAUGAAGUGUCAGAGAAUAACAGAGUUUUGGCACUUUUCUUCUUAAAAGCAUACUGUACAUCAGCUACAUAAAGCUAAUCAUGACUUAUUGUGUAAUUGGUAAUAAGUACUGGGUUUUGUAAUUUUUGAUGAGUGCAUUGUUUUUACAUGUGUGCUAGGUCAUAACUCACUAUGAUAAAUGUUAACUUGGAAAUUUUGUUACCUCUUCUGUAAAUAAUUUACAAUGAACAUUCACUUAUAAAUGAUUUUUUAAUAAUUGACACCUAAAAAUCUGGAACAAUCAUUCCUAUAAUUUAUAUUAUUUUAUACUAAUUUUUGAGCAAUUAGAGAAGUUGUAUAUUGAUUGCUAUUCAUCUUGAUUGUAUCCAUGUCUAUUCAUAUUCAGAAAAAAGAACAGUAUAUUUAAUGCAAUGCUGAAAGAAUUUCAUAUGUAUUUCCCUGACUUUUCCACUUCUUGUUUUAAAAGGUAUUUGUCCUAACUGGGAUUUGAAUUUGUCCUAUUGCAAUCCUAUAAUUUAUAGAGAUGAGUCACACAGGAUUGGGAGUAGUUAAUACCUAAAUGAAUAAAGAUUUUCCCUUUUGUGAGACUAAACAGUGGUGUGGGAUAUCCUGGUUGACAGCUAUAGUGACCUGCAAAAGUUAACGAACCUCACAAAAUUAUCUGUAAGAUUCCAAAAGAAGAAAAAUACCGAUAACAUUGUAUUUUAACAAAAUGUGAUUUAUUAUUAGCUACUUCUAAUUUGGAGAAAUCUGAUUCUUCUGGUUUCUAGUCCAGAAUGAGCAGUAUCAUAAUAUACCAUGAAUAGAGAAUGUGGUGUUACCUGCUUUGGGGUAGGAACGAGGAAAUCUGCAGAUCAGAUGCCUCCAGAUGUGAAGUGGCUAAUGACUCCCUCAGUUGAGACGAUUACAUUUUUGAACAGCUACAUACUUCUUGGAAUCUAUCAAGUUCUGGAUUAUGCCCUUUUUUGUAAUGACGUCACCUCUUAGUAUACAUCUAGAGGUAGCUUGACAGUACACUGGGUGUCUGUUCAAUUGAAAGGCAGCUUCAAGUGCAUCCAGGGCCGGCUCCAGCAUUUCUAUCGCCCAAAGCAAAAA
This is a messenger RNA of Chrysemys picta bellii (western painted turtle), 2244 nucleotides long. RefSeq names its product lin-7 homolog C, crumbs cell polarity complex component (gene LIN7C). NCBI's taxonomy places the organism in Eukaryota, Metazoa, Chordata, Testudines, Emydidae. Gene Ontology annotation, biological process: neurotransmitter secretion; protein localization to basolateral plasma membrane; maintenance of epithelial cell apical/basal polarity. Gene Ontology annotation, molecular function: L27 domain binding. The record is from RefSeq and is a predicted model, not a curated record. Gene Ontology annotation, cellular component: MPP7-DLG1-LIN7 complex; cell-cell junction; basolateral plasma membrane.